AUGACAACAAACCUGGGACUCCGUUCUCCUAUUUCGCGAUCUGGUGCGGUAUCGCCUCAAGCACCUAGACCCGCAUUCGAUACGGAGGUACUGCGAGCAUACGUGAAAAAACUAUUGCCAGCAACGCUUUCGCAUGCUGUGUGGCCACAUAUUGAGCGUGACCAAGUAAAAGCUUGGAUGAAGGAGAUAGGAGAACGCGUCAAGGAGCGGAUGGUGGAGAUUCAGCCACAUGGAUUUAAGUAUAUGGUCUUGGUUCAGAUCACGGAGAAUCUGGGGCAAGGUGGCCGGUCCCAUUUGGUGUCUCACUGGGAAGAUGGGGAUGUCUGCUUGAACGAACUCUUUUUCAAUGAUUCGCUAUUCUGCACAUGUACUGCCAUCGCCGUGCGAGCUUCGUGA
Suillus fuscotomentosus is the source of this 396-nucleotide messenger RNA. RefSeq lists its product as uncharacterized. The record is from RefSeq and is a predicted model, not a curated record. Bases 1 to 396 code for a protein of 131 amino acids. Lineage: Eukaryota; Fungi; Basidiomycota; Agaricomycetes; Boletales; Suillaceae. The transcript has 4 exons.